This is a messenger RNA of Mus musculus (house mouse), 26820 nucleotides long. RefSeq names its product zinc finger and BTB domain containing 20 (gene Zbtb20). Gene Ontology annotation, molecular function: sequence-specific double-stranded DNA binding. The transcript is spliced from 9 exons. NCBI's taxonomy places the organism in Eukaryota, Metazoa, Chordata, Mammalia, Rodentia, Muridae. Bases 721 to 2946 code for a protein of 741 amino acids. The record is from RefSeq and is marked validated. Gene Ontology annotation, cellular component: nucleus.
GCAGUCAGGGACGGAUUAUUGAAUAUGCAAGUUAGAAGAAAAAUCACAGGACAAGCAAAUUGAGUAUUUACUGGCAAAUAAUUGCGCUCUUAAACUGUGGCUCUCUUCCUAAAUUCUUAACAUUCCCGAGGGUUAGAAAGAAACACAGAAAAAUGCAUCGGUACAGAGUUCAUUUCAAAAAACCACCCAUAGACUGAUGUUUGAGGCUUGUGCAGACUCUUUUAUCAUCAGCAAUUGAAUAUUUCACACAACUUGCUGGCUGUCCCUUGACCACCAGUCUGUUGCCUGUUGCUGCUCUUCAUGUAAGGCUGUCGGUUUGUGGGAUUCUUCUCUGAGGCACCUUCAGUGAGUCUCCUCAGUUUUCCAGAAGGGAAAGGGGCAGGAGCUGAGCUCAGACCUGGAUACCCUUCUAACUAUCCUAGAGAAAAAGUGAAUUGCCCUCUAAGGCUUGCACACUGUACUUAGGAUGCAGCCACUCUCUGUCCCCUGCCCCAAUGAACAUCUGCACUAGGCCCAAGCCUUGGAGUGAUUUACCUGAAGAGUGACACCAAUUAUCUGGAAACUACUAUGAGGAAACUGAAGCCCAGAGAAGUGAAGUGAGGUGCCCAAAGCCACACAGCAAGUUGCAGGCACAGCUAGUUCCGUAGCUCAAGUCUCCUGACUCCCAGUCCAGUGUUCUUCCCAUUACUCCACGGGUCCUGUCUCUAAGCUUCCUGACAAAUGCUAGAACGGAAGAAACCCAAGACAGCUGAAAACCAGAAGGCAUCUGAGGAGAAUGAGAUUACUCAGCCGGGCGGAUCCAGCGCCAAGCCGGCCCUUCCCUGCCUGAACUUUGAAGCUGUUUUGUCUCCAGCCCCAGCCCUCAUCCACUCGACACAUUCACUGACAAACUCUCACGCUCACACCGGGUCAUCUGAUUGUGACAUCAGUUGCAAGGGGAUGACCGAGCGCAUUCACAGCAUCAACCUUCACAACUUCAGCAAUUCCGUGCUCGAGACCCUCAACGAGCAGCGCAACCGUGGCCACUUCUGUGACGUGACGGUUCGCAUCCACGGGAGCAUGCUGCGCGCACAUCGCUGCGUGCUGGCAGCCGGCAGCCCCUUCUUCCAAGACAAGCUGCUGCUGGGCUACAGCGACAUCGAAAUCCCGUCGGUGGUGUCCGUACAAUCGGUGCAAAAGCUCAUUGACUUCAUGUACAGCGGUGUGCUGAGAGUCUCACAGUCGGAAGCUCUGCAGAUCCUCACAGCCGCCAGCAUCCUGCAGAUCAAAACAGUCAUAGAUGAGUGCACUCGCAUCGUGUCACAGAACGUGGGCGAUGUGUUCCCAGGCAUCCAGGAUUCUGGCCAGGACACACCAAGAGGCACACCAGAGUCAGGCACAUCUGGCCAGAGCAGUGACACGGAAUCAGGCUACCUGCAGAGCCACCCACAGCAUAGUGUGGACCGAAUCUACUCCGCACUCUACGCCUGCUCCAUGCAGAAUGGCAGCGGCGAGCGCUCCUUCUACAGUGGUGCAGUGGUCAGCCACCACGAAACAGCUCUCGGCCUGCCCCGUGACCACCACAUGGAAGACCCUAGCUGGAUCACACGCAUUCAUGAGCGCUCCCAGCAAAUGGAGCGCUACCUGUCCACCACCCCUGAGACCACGCACUGCCGGAAGCAGCCCCGGCCUGUGCGUAUCCAGACCCUGGUGGGUAACAUCCACAUCAAGCAGGAAAUGGAAGAUGACUAUGACUACUAUGGGCAGCAAAGGGUGCAGAUCCUAGAACGCAAUGAAUCCGAGGAGUGCACAGAAGACACUGACCAAGCAGAGGGCACUGAGAGCGAGCCCAAAGGUGAAAGCUUUGAUUCUGGGGUCAGCUCCUCCAUCGGCACCGAACCUGACUCAGUGGAGCAACAGUUUGGGGCAGCAGCCCCAAGGGACGGUCAGGCAGAACCCGCCCAACCUGAGCAGGCAGCAGAAGCCCCAGCUGAGAGCAGUGCCCAGCCAAACCAGCUAGAACCAGGUGCCUCCUCUCCUGAGAGAAGCAACGAGUCAGAGAUGGACAACACAGUCAUCACUGUCAGUAACAGCUCCGAUAAGGGCGUCCUACAGCAGCCUUCAGUCAACACAUCCAUCGGGCAGCCAUUGCCAAGUACCCAGCUCUAUUUACGCCAGACAGAAACCCUCACCAGCAACCUGAGGAUGCCUCUGACCUUGACCAGCAACACACAGGUCAUUGGCACCGCUGGCAACACCUAUCUGCCAGCCCUCUUCACUACCCAACCCGCGGGCAGUGGCCCCAAGCCUUUUCUCUUCAGCCUGCCGCAGCCCCUGACAGGCCAGCAGACCCAGUUUGUGACAGUGUCCCAGCCCGGUCUGUCCACCUUUACUGCACAGCUGCCAGCGCCACAGCCCCUGGCCUCAUCUGCAGGCCACAGCACAGCCAGUGGGCAAGGCGACAAAAAGCCUUAUGAGUGCACUCUCUGCAACAAGACUUUCACAGCCAAACAGAACUACGUCAAGCACAUGUUCGUACAUACAGGUGAGAAGCCCCACCAGUGCAGCAUCUGCUGGCGCUCCUUCUCCUUGAAGGAUUACCUUAUCAAGCACAUGGUGACGCACACCGGCGUGAGAGCGUACCAGUGUAGCAUCUGCAACAAGCGCUUCACCCAGAAGAGUUCCCUCAACGUGCACAUGCGCCUGCACCGCGGGGAGAAGUCCUAUGAGUGCUACAUCUGCAAAAAGAAGUUCUCCCACAAGACCCUGCUGGAGCGACACGUGGCCCUGCACAGUGCCAGCAACGGGACCCCUCCGGCAGGCACGCCCCCAGGUGCCCGCGCGGGUCCGCCAGGCGUGGUGGCCUGCACAGAGGGGACCACUUACGUCUGCUCCGUCUGCCCAGCAAAGUUUGACCAAAUCGAGCAGUUCAACGACCACAUGAGGAUGCAUGUGUCUGACGGAUAAGUAGUACCUUUCUCUCUUUCUUACGAACCAAACAAAACGACAACAAAAGAAAUAAACAAGCAAACAAACAGACAAAAAGCUAUGGCACUAGAAUUUAAGAAAUGUUUUGGUUUCCUUUUUACUUUCUGUUUUUGUUUCUGUUCCGUUUCAUUUUGUACUACAUGAAGAACUGUUUUUUGCCUGCUGGUACAUUACAUUUCCGGGGGCUUGGGUGGAUAAUACUUUUCCCAGUCCCCCUUGGAUGGUGGCCUUAAGGCCUGGUAGUGCUUCAGGAGGUCCACUGGUUGGAUCUCUAGCUACUGGCCUCUAAAUACAACCCUUCUUUACAAAAACAAAAAACAAACAAACAAAAAAAAAGACAAAAACAAAAACAAAACAAAAAAAGCAAAAAAACCACACACAUACACACACACACAAAAAAAAAGAAACAAAAAAAUCUUUUAAAAAAGUUUUAAAAAAAUGUUUAAAAAAAAAAGAAAAAUUGUUUUUCCACUCGUGAAGAGCACUACAGAGUUUCUUAGGAGCUGUAAGGCCUGCUGUCUUUAAAUACACCGCUCACAGUGUUUCAGAGAACAGUUCACUCUUCUGGCCACUUGGACUUCACAGUAAGCAGUUUAAACUGUGGAAUAUCACUUCUGGUUGAAAACCCAGAGGAAUGGCCCUGCUGUUUCCACCUACCAUGCUGUCUGAUGUCAUUAAAGGGCUCUGGGAUGGGAGGGGUCGGUGAGCCCAGUGGUGUCAACAAAGGCGGGGUGGCAGGCUUCUCCCCCAGGUCUGCCUGGUCCACACACCCUGGCCCACCUCCUCCACAUCCCGCCCCUUUCAGCAGAAGCCAGGAAGACUCGGACAAGCAACAGUGGCUAUCGUAUUUAUUCAGUGUCUUGGCUGAGCCACAGCCUCAGCACAAUCAAGAGGGACUUUCAUGAAAGGCAGGAAUGCAGAGAAAAACAAAGAUUACAGAUUUGCACCUAUGUUUCUAGGUACAAGAGAAGGAUUAUUUCCAACAAUCUUUGCAAAAAAAAAAAAAGUGUCAGGAUAUAUUCUUGUGGAAGAGAAAAAGAAAGAGAAAUGGAGGGUGGGGGGAACAGUAAAAGUUCUUGAGGCUUUUUUAAUUCAAAAAUUUAUAGAGGGGCAAAAGUGAUGUUUACCAGAUAGAAUGCUGAUUUUUUUAAUAUAUUUACAACAGUAUUUGUGUAAAAAAAACAAAAAAGUGAGAUUGUUAAAAGUGAUUUUUUUCUCCUUUUGGUUCCGCAUACACUGCCGUCGUUCCCUUUACUUUGUCUCACACAUAUAUAUAUUUUUUGGUAAGUCAAGACUGUUAAGGUUAGCGAUACUGCUUCCAGAUAGAAAGAAUAGAAGGCAACUAAAGUUAUAUUUGAAAGAGAGGAAGGAUAUUUUCUUCAUAUUUUUUUUCUUAAUUUUUAUUAUUUUAAAGUAUUGCCUGGGUUGCUAAGGGCCUCCGAGGCCCGCCCACCCUGCUGUAAUUUCAACUGCUGCUCUGUUUUCGAUGCAUAGAUCUUUGACUUCUAGCAGGCUUCAGUGGAGCGAGCCACUGAACAGUUAUCACCUAUCUAUCUAGAAUUCUGUCCUUUAUCAUGGGAGGGGUGUGCUCUUUUACAAGCAGAUUUCUUCCUUCUCCAAAAUUUCACUGAGCUCUUAGGAUUCUAGAGUUCCAUGAGCCUUGCUUUGUUUCCUCUGGUGAAACACUAGUGGUCCAGACACCUUGACACAGGGGUCUGUUUCCUUCAUGGUCCUCACUCCUCUCCCCUGCCUGCUCACCCUCUCAGAGCACUGUGUGGGCGUCACUCUGAGAAGCCUGUUACAAACCACAGUGCAUUGAUGCCAAAACUCCUCCCUUCCUUUCACGGCCUCUGACUGCCCACCAUAGCUCACAGGGCUGAGUUAGGAUGGUCAUUCUUUAGUUGAUUGUUGACUCUUGCUUUUUUGGAGGAAUUAACAGUUUCUCUGUGCUAACAUCCAACUUUCAAAAGGCCAUGAAUCUCCAGCAUCAUCCUGGAUGCUGCUCUUUCUAGUUGGGAUUUCUCUCUUUGGUGUUGAUCAAGAAAUCAUAAGAUUUUCCAAUUAUAUACAGAGUCCUGAAGGGGUUCCAGCUUAAAAAAAAAAAAAACGGGACUUUUAAAACCUAGAUAAUACUCACUAAGUAAUUUUAUGACUGGCCAUGUUUUAGCACACUUAAAAGGAAAAGUAACUAUUCCAAUAACACAGAAACACAAAACUACAUUUUUUUUUAAAAAGGAGAUUUUCUUUUUAAAUUGCUCUACAUUUUAAAUCAGUUUUCUUCCUAAUUUUCCUGUUAGCAUUUUAUUUACAAAAAAAAAAAAUGCAGCAAAUGAGGGAAAAUUUUCCAAGGCAAGCAACUCUAUAAUGACUAAAUUGGUUUUAUUCAUAUAUUUUAGACAAUUGGUUAACUUGAAUCUUUUCCAUAAGUUCUUUGUGAUGUUUAGUAGUUUGUGCAACUGGAGUAUUUGUGGCGUUGAAGUUGGUCUUAUGGUGCUUAAUUCAGUGGAUUUUUUGCUAGAAGUUGUAGUGUGGCUUUGGAUGGGUAACUUACUACUGAGUAUCACUUAUCGUGAUUUCUAAGAAGGGGACACCCAAAAAACUUGUGUGACCUGUUUUAAAAAUUAGCUUCAGAAAUGCAAAAGUUCUCCCUAUUACCCCCCCCUGCUGUUUUGCUGUUGUUAAUAUUGGAAGUCAGGCGUGACCUGAUGUUCCUGUACCACCGAGAGAGGGAGCAUUAGGUCACAAGGUCAUGGAAUCAUUUGGAAAUAUGAGUUGUUCAACCCAUCAAGGAGGAAAAAAAAAAAAAACUGAUGCUGUGAUAUUCUUUUCUUAAUCUGGAGGGAAAAAAGACAUGAAAUCACUCACCAUAUAAAGCAAGGGAAAGAAAGCAGAGGCCCAGCGUCAGGCAUCCUCACUGUUGACGGGAGCACAUUGAAAGAUGUGUUUCCAGUCAGAGCUCAGUAAAGUAGCCAGCACUCAGACUGAUCCUGGGAACACUUAACCUUGCGUGCCAUUCGGUCCCAUUCCCAUCUGCUCACUACACCUGAAAGAAUCCCGUUUGUCUUCAUGCUAAUGUGCCAUUGUCAAAAAGCUAAGCAACUGGGUUAAAGAUCCAACAUUUGUUGUAGAGCAUGGGAAAGAAAAGAAAAGAAAAGAAAAGAAAAGAAAAGAAAAGAAAAGAAAAGAAAAGGACACCAGAUGACUUGAAACUCUGAGACACAUUCUUUUCCUAUAAAGGGAAUAUCUUCUUUUAAAACGUGUGAGGAGAUCCCUGAGGAAUUCUUGGUCAGGUCCUACCUACUGUACAGGCUCAGUCCUACUGUACAGGCUCAGUCCUGCUGUUUUACCCCAAACAUCUCCCAACCUAAAAUACUGCUUUCUAGAACUGAAGGACACUCCGUUGGCAUCAGAACUCUAAAGGAAAGUCGCUUCUAUAGUGCUGGUGCUGUAUACCUGGCCUCUCGAGGGCUGUUUUCCAACUGCACUGCAUUGUAGAAGAUAAGCCAGUCUGCACCUACUUCAAAAGGUUACAGAUGCUUCCAGGAUUGCCCAUGCACACUCGAUAUUUAACAAUCACAAAUAAGAGAAGAUGAGAAAGAGUGCCGCUUUUUUUUUUGUUUGUUUGUUUUGUUUUCUGUCCUGCCGUUUUUAUGAUGGGAUGCUAUCAGUUCUUUUAAAACUAGAAAACAAACAAACAAAAAAGGUCAUUUUAGUAUUCAGGAACACUUGCGCAAGUGUGCAUGCACACAUGUGCACACGCUCACACACGAUGGAAGCAGAUGUUCCAGGCAGAAGACCUCUUGAGAAGUUUAGGGAACAAGAGCUGGCAUUCAAAAGAAUACUAGUAUAUAUUUUUUUAAUCAAUCUACAAUUUAAACAAGAAAUUUGUUAAAUACAAAAACAAAAUAGUACCAGCAUUUGUACAAAAAAAGAGCCCCUAAUUGUGUAAAACAUAUCCCCCAAAAGACAAUAAUUAGAACUGGAGGAUAUGAUUCAGCUCUACAGUAAAAAACAAAAACAACCAAGCCCCACCCCCACACUCACACCUAGUAAUCCUAAAGGAAAAUCUUUAUAGAAGUUUUUCACGGUGUGAACUUACCCUCCUGCAGCCUCUCCCAUCGCAGGUCUUUCGCCCUCAGGAGGGAGGGUGGCAGGUAAUCCUGGCUCAUGCCCCAGAAGCUCCCAUCCCCUCUCCCCUAUCUAGGAGGCCACAGUCACUGUUGGCUUUAGAAAGACUUGGGCUUGCCUUCUUUCUCUGUAAGUAAGAGACACUUUAUUAUAUAUCAUAAUAUCAUGUAAGGACCAAGAAAACUCUUUUCAAUCCAUGAGCAGGGAGAGGCUGUGUGUCUGAGACGGGAGAGCAAGAGUUUUCUCUGGGCGUGCCUGUUUCAUAUCACUCUCCCUGUCAGGAUCUAUGUGUGCUUCCAUCUCACACACCAUCUACUACCAUCAUACGGCCUGCUUAUGCCCCAAAGCACUGUUUUCUUUCAGCAGUAGAAGUUAAACCAGAAAUGUGUGCCUCAUCAAAGCCCUCAGGUCCCCGGGAAAAUACAGGAAAGUUCCCUGUUGCAGUCCUCCAAGAUACGCCCAACACUGUUGUCCUGAGGAAUGAUGGCAGGGAAGUCGCCCUGGCAAGGAUGCAUAGCAGACAAUGCCCUUGCUGAGCCUUCCCCUGAAGUUGCAGUGGGAGUUGGUUUGAUUAGUUAGGGCUAGCCAUGUGAGGUGUGUGGUGCUAACAUCACGUCAGGCCGAUGCUGCCCUGACCAGUGUGCAGCUGCAGCUAAGGGAACAAAAAGGUGUAGCCCAGGAGCAGACAGGAGAUGCCCUGGGAGGAAAGAGAACACAGGGUAGGUGCCCUUUCUGCUGUGACUUGACUCUUAAAAGAAAACCCUCUAAAAAGAAUUCUUUAAUUUAGUAAUGAGUUGAAGUCCAGGGUAAUGGAAGCUCUAGGGAAGAGAACAAAAGAAUUGCAAAAUGUAUUCAGUACCCAACAAUACCAAACCAGAAAACAUCCAAUCACAAAGCUAGGAAGUUUGGCAAGAGGUACUUAGGGAAACCUCCAGUCUUUUCCAUGGGUAGGGUCCGCAGACUUUCUUUUGAGUGAUUUCUGGCUCAGAGAAACCUCUUUACUCACUAGAAAAGAACUUUGUUUAAAUGGCCAAUUUUGUCCCCCAGGAGGGGAGAAAGAAUUAAAAAAAAAAAAAAAAGACAGAAAAGAAAAAUAGGACACUAAAGACGGAACCAUGUGAGUUGGUGACAAACAAAAGAAAGGGGACACUAGAAUUUCAAUAGACUCCCUAUUGGAUAGAUUUUUUUUUAAAAAAGCAAAGCUACCCAAGGGCCCCCCAGCUCCAGACUCCCAGUCUUGAGCUGACCCAGCUGCUGGCUUUCUAGGGCUGGACAUAACUUCCCAACUGGGACCCUGGCAACUUUCAUUCUGUGUUUUCAUAAGGAAAAGGGACUGUUCUCUUAAGUGCCCUGGAAAUAGGUAGUGGCAUGGGGCAAACUUUCAAAACCCACCUCUGCUCUAGUGCUCAGGAUGCCCCAGGAGCUCGUGAAAAUACUUAAAUAUUCCCAAGGGCUUUGUGUGCGGAGUUAUCAUUUCCAGUGCACCUUAAACAUCCACCUGAGCUGACUGCGUUUCUGUAAAACUGCACAAUUACUAACCCGAAGCAUCAUCGUUUCUAGCCCUGAGUAGCAAGAUGAUCAACCCAAGCAAACUAGCCCACGGGGUACUUUAAGUUUCUCAAGAUGCUUCUCUGCUUGAACACUGAAUCCACAGCAGGAAGAGAUGUGCAUUAUCCAGUGCUCAGAGUGCCCUUGGGGCUGUAGAGCUAGGCUCCAUUCUCUCUAAGGUGAACAAGCAAAAUGGAGGCUUGCAGGGCAUACGAUUUUUUUCAAAACUGUAUGUCUCCUCCUCAUGAAAGGAAGACUAGAAAAGGCCCAGGACUGGAGCAAGAGUCUUAAUUUAUGACUUACUGAUAGCUGCCCUUUCCCCAGAGUUUCUUUAGGGCCCAACUAUGCUCCACUGACUACUGGCAUAACCCCAGCUAAGAAACUUUCACAAAAAAAUCCAUUGGGUUGUAGGAUUAUUGCCUUAAGUUAGAAACCCUGGAGGAAAGCAGACAACACACACACACAGAAAAUGAAAGACUGUGAAGAUAGAUAGGGACAUUUCUUGGUUUGUAAUGGAUUCAUAAUCACAAAAAUAAGCUCUAUUCAUGACUGAGGACUAUGGAAUCAGUGACUUCCUGGGAGGCACCAAACUUGUAGGGGAACCAGCUGCUUUCAGGAAGCAGCUAUUUCCUGUCUGCUCCUUUCUUUGGUAGGUCGAGGCUGACUGUAAAAUAACCGUGUUGCUAAGUAGCAAGUCCUGUUAAACAUAAGCACAGGUGCCUGGAUGGCUCUUAAAUGUCUCCUUAACAGGGAGCCCAAAUCUCAAAAUACAGCUUUCUCUCUCUACAGAGAUCGUAUCAAUACAGACUGCUCUCUGUCCCACCUCGGUUUUGAGGUGCAUUGGGUUUGUCUUGUGAACUUUUGUUUAAAUACAAAAUCAAAACUUUUACAUCUUUAAUUGAGACACAUAAUCUGCAGAUCAUAGACAAACUCUAGCCCUAGUCAUGAAAUCCUAGCUUCAGCAGUGCCUGAAAACAGUCCAAGUCUCUCCUUGGAUCUCUUUCAGACUGAGAAGUUUCUUGAUUCAGAGUGCUUACAUGAUCCUGAUAGUCCUAAGGCACAGAGAAAAAGAACCCCACAGAAGACAUCUGCUUCUACUGCUGUUGCGACAGUUGUUAUAGCCCAAAGCAUAACUGUCAUUUGCACACAGAUGCUAAUAACAAAAGUGGCUUAACCCAUCCAGUUUGUCACAGCUGCUGUCCAGAAUGUCUGUCUGUGAGUGUACCUUAUCCGUGUGCACACAUGGUGUGAGGUGCUUGUACCACAAAACUUCAUUCAUAUUCUCCAGUGACAGCAGCAGACACUUGAGAAUUUCCAGCUCGAGUCAAAGGCCUGACACCAUGCAUAGCCCUGCUCUCUGCUUCGUCGCUGUCUGUGAGGAGGCUUUACAGCAUUCAGAAGUAGCCCAACCAUCAGUAGUUUGUGUAUAGCCCCGUGAGGAAAAACUUGAACAAAUGCUACACUUCUGUGGAUUUACUGGUGAAUGUGUGUGUGUGUGUGUGUGUGUGUGUGUGUGCGCGCACACAUGACCUGCAUCUUUGUAUGUUUAUGUAUAUUUAUGUUGUCUGAGUGUGUGUGUAUCUCUCAAAUGAAGCACACACGGUUCCUGGUGCGUAGAUACAGUUGCCUCUUCUACCAGUGUGCUCAGACUCAUGGCUUUCUUCCCAGGAAGCAGUCACCUGCCCACUCUGUUGCUUUUUGUAGCAUUUCAGAGUUGGGAGAAACAAAGGCAGCUUGUUGGCUCCACAGCAAACCCACAGGGACAGGCUGUUUUUCUCCAGAAGAGGGUGGAGUACACACACUCAACCAGAAGCAGACCAGAGGGAGCCAUCCAGGCAACCUCACAGGACUCCCAGAGAGGACCUAGCCAGGCAGGUGACACACAAACAUCCCAGGAUUAAGUCGGAGCUCAAAGACUAUUCCUGUCCUCUCUGGAACCUUCGAGGCUUUAGAGAAGGGACAAGGUCUACAGAUCAUAGAUAAGUCUAGCCCCAGGCAUGGAGACCCAGCUCCCAGCCAGUGCGCACACUCACACACAGGAACCACGUGGGAGUCCUACUCCCAAACUGAAGUUCCCUGAUGCUGCCUGCACCUCUGGAACAUCACUACCAUUCACAAGCUGUGUCUCCUGAAACCAGUGUGGCCUUCACCCAAGUCUUUCUAGGAAUGGGUGGCUUACCAUGUCUAGCAAACCAAUAGAAUAUCAGGGAGUAUCUUGCGGGCAGUCUAUAAGAAUCAGUGGCUCUUGCCCAUGUCAGACAUUAAAGUAGAAUGCUACUCUAGCGUAAUAUACUGAAUGACUGGACUUAGCUUUCAUAGGUAACUCUUGAUGGCUUGGUGACCUGGAAACAGUUGGAUUUCGUUUUCUCAUUCGCAUGCCUCUCUUUUACUAAACAGUCUCUUCCUUCCCUCCUUCCCACGUCCCUUCCUUCCCUUGUCCCUUUCUUCCUUCCUUCCAAUAUAUAGAUUAUUUCUGCCUUACAGAAUUCAGAGGACUUUUCAUUCCUCUUGUGUUUUUGCGACAUUUUUCCUUCCCCCAUGCAGUAAGGCUACUUACCAUUGCAACUAUUUUUUUUGUUUAUUAUUUUUAAAAUGUAUAUUGUCUUUCUGUAUCCAAAAGAAGUCUGUGACCAUAGCCACAGGAAUUUCUUUUUACUGGAAAAAAGUUCAUUUCUUGUUUUUUUUGUUUUUCUUGUUUUAAUUAACAGUACUAGUGACUUUGUGGAAGACUAUGGUUACUAUUUAGGUAUGCUUACUUACGUACAAUACACUACAUUGCAGUGUUUCUGAAACCUAGAACAUACGGAUUAUAUAUAACAGCUCUAUAUUGACGUAUAUUACAUUAUAUUCAUUUUAACUUUGAAUCUGCCAUAUGAUCAUCAGUUGAUUGAAAUAUUAUUUCUUCACAUAUAUCACCCAUCACCACCUGCUGCAGUUAAUCUGGUGCAUUUAAUGCUCCUAUUUGCCUUUUAUAUUAUCAGCUUCAGUAUUGUCUUUAUAACAUUUUAGAACUUUUUUUUUAAAGCUCAGACAUAGCACACGUAGUAAAGUGGAAACUGCUUAAACUUUUUUAAAAGUUAUUUUUCUGUGGCUAAUACCAAGAAGUUCAUAUUGCACGUGAUCGUGUUUAGCUGGCCCUAUUAACAUCUGAAGAACAAUGGAAGUGCAUAUGAACAUAUCUGUGAUCUUCCUGUAUAGGACUGCCAUCAUCUGUAUUUGCUUCAGAAGAGUAUAACCAAGGAGCUGCAUGUCCACCACAUGAUCUGACCAACUGUAAUAAGCUGCAUUUCCAAAGGGCUGCUUUGGUGAGACACAAAGACAGGAACAUGCCUUCCAUCCUGUCCCAACUGUAUCUUCAAACAUUGGCUCUCAGUAUUGAUCAUACAGGGUCUGCUCUCUCUCUUCACCGUGCUUGUUUUCAUUAGUCUUCAGCAUUUCCCUGGAGGCAUCUUGGCAAUAAUACACUGUUGAUUUUCCCUAAGAGAUUUAUUUUAAAGUAAAACCACAUUUCUAGGAACUUUUUAUUGACAGAACUCGAAAACAUAUAUGACAUUCUCAGCCUUCGGAAUCUGUAAGUAGGUGACACUUGGUUACCUGGCCCUCGGCAUCUCUACUUGCUUUCUUCUUUAGUUAGGCCACCAUGGAGCACUCAGAGCUCAGACAGCCCAUCUUCUAACAAAAACACUUGCAGGCGGUUUUCAAAGGAGCUUUCUUCAGCUGUCCCAGCUCUCCCACUGCAAGCCUGGAAGUCAGAAUCAAGCUAGCCGAACCUGGUCUCAUUGUCCACAUUUUAUGUUCAGGACCAAGUGACGACAGCUUUGAUAAAACUCAGUAGGAACCCUCCCCACAAUGGACCAAUAUUUAGGCUUUUCGGUGUGAACAUACCACUCUCUCCUUCAAUCUUCCCUUGUCAAUCAUUAUCUUCAAGUCUCAUCACGUUCUGCUGUGCCUAUCCAGUGUGUCUCUUGCCCCCAACGCAUCCAAACUCUUCUCAGCAUCCUCCACUUGUAAAGCUUGACAUUCAUUAAGGAACUUUCCAUUCCUAGUCUCCUUUGAUGAUGCUAAACCAGAGUCUACUAGGAAACUACUUAUGUAGCAUCUAUUCUCAAUGAAAGACGUGGCAGAGGGAAAGCGUGAGUGUGAGCUUCGUGGUAGUGAGGCUGGCCCUUUGGUGAUCGCAGGCACGAGGUAGAUGGUCCCAACUCCAUUGUUCUUGCUUUCUCUUUCUUACCAAAAAUUUUCUCAUUUCUUAUUUCCUUUUAAAGACAACUACGUGCUACCCAAUCAUCUCUUCACUUCCCCACCCCUGAAAAUCUUACAUUAUGACCCCUAACUGUUCGUGAAUUUCUCCUACCACUCUUCUUAGCAUCUUUCUUUAAACGAGUUCAUAAACUUGAGACUUGUAGGCAGAAUGAAGCAUGUCUUCCUUUCCGCUGCAGAUUUUAAAGGUUGUCAGCAUCUGAGAGUAGGAGGACCUGAGUCAGAGUUUUAAAUGUCAACUGUACUAGUUGAGAUCAUUAAUUCCUCUCACCUUUACAUUAAACCAAAGAUAAGUAUUUUUCUUUUCUUUCCUUUUUUAAUACCACAGUUUUCAAAUUCUUGGUAUGAGUAGACGAUUUCUGAGGGAGGGAAAAAAAAACUCCCUUGUUGAUUAUUUCUGCUUGUGCUAAUAUUUAGCUAAUGGCAUGUUUGCCAGAUACUAGAUUUACAGGAAUCUGAAUCAAGAGAUACCAUUUCAAAAUAACCUUGGUAGCUAUUCAAGCCAAAAGCUACUUCCACUCAAACACACUGUAAGAAAAGUUUGGGAGAAUUUUUUCAUGUAUUACACUUUGAAAAGCCAAAUAUUUGUUGGUCUGAAGCAUUGAGGGAUAAUUUAUUAAAGAAUAAAAGGAUUUAUGAAGUUUAUCAGAUGCUUGUUUUACAACAAAAAUUGAUAUAAACCUAAUAAGUGUUAAAAAACAAAACCAAGACUAAAUGGGUACUAUAUUAAAUUUUAAGUACAGUACUCAGUUUAUAAAUACAUACUAUAUUAUUUGGCCAUAAUUCUAGAGUUUAUUCCAAUUUUUGCUGUCUGGUCUCCAGAACACUGGUGAAGAAGACUGAAGUCACUCACUGUAGGUGUCUGCCUCUGGGGAUCCUUGCAGUGUCCUUUCACAGUGACCCUUUAGCACAAUGCCUGACUCUCUGUGCUGCCCCCUUACCUCUCUGCUCAUAUGAAGAUGGAGAGUCUAAGACACAAUUUGGAGUACACAGGCACUCACUUCUUGCUCUACCUUGACACUCAAAAUCCACACUUCAUAUGAAAAAAAUGUAUUGUUGCUUGACUUAAGGCUUGAUCCAGACUUUGACUUAAACCACUUUAUAGCUUCAGUUCCCACAUAGAGCAAUGAGAUAAAUGUCAAGUUCAAAAGCCUCGCUGAGGUAGGCAUCUAUCAGGCAUCUAUCUAUCUAUCUUAGGCCAAUGUUUGAAUCACUUUUCCUUCCUAUAUCCUCCCACCGAGUUUUACCCUCACUUCUUUCUUCUUCCAUUUGGGCUCCUGCCAUCUCUUUUGAAAGCAUUCUAUAUCUAAAGCUCUCUUGCCCUCUGGCAUUGCCUUCUGAAGUGUAGAAGACUCUUCUGAAUCACCAAACACUAUCAUCUCAAGUACACUGUGGAAUGGGAGAGAGCUGGGUCAGGAAGAUCGCUGUUGGUCCAGUUGAUCCAGGCUGCCUUCUGGUCAUUGUUCCUUCAAGCUCUCAAAUCAAUCCAACCCUGAGAUCCAGAAUUUCUCACCACAACCUCUUAAGUCCCAGAUGAAUGUCUAAAUCCUGUUUAAUAUUCUAGAGGCUCAGGGGUGUGAAUUCUUCUUGUUCAUGAGCCUCCUGUUUUUGUAAGCUGACACCUGUCAAGAGCACCAACAGCCCGAACAAUAACUAAUGCAGCAAAAAUAAUGGUCAGAAACACUAUAGUAUAUAUUUGAGAGAUUAGGAAGUGAUUUUUCUUCUUUUAUUCAUUAAAAAAAACACACACACAAAAACAAAACAAAACAAAACAAAAAAACAGCGUGCGUACCCCCUCCCCAACACAUUUCAGAAAACCUGCAUCUCAUUUUACAGUUAGAUAGUUUUAGUUUUUGUGACUAUAGAUUAGGAAAUGUUCUGGAAUUGAAGCUGGUAGCAAACACAUUUUUUUUUCUGCACUGGACAUUAGGACAUGUGUGCAUGGAUGCGAUUCCUUCAAAGAAAGUGAAACAUGGCAAAGCAAAGGGACAAUACUUUCACACAUUAAAACAGUUGUCUGCUAUCUGUAAACCUUGAUUUAAGCAUAAUUAUAACUUCAUAGAAAUCUGAAACUGGAGGAAUGUGUAUUUUAUAGUUUGUUUGUUGAUUUGUUUUCCUUUAUGUCUGUCUUCUCAAGCUAGGGAAAUAUUUUGAUUCUCUGAUUUGAUGCUGUCCCCGUAUGUCAGGCAACUGCCCUCUACCCCAGAGUAGUCUUCUGCCCCUUAGAAAAGCCUUCAGUUUUCCAUCAAGGGGUCAUUUCUCAUGGAAGUCUUACCUUCCUUUUCUGCUGUUGCUUAGAGCUUUGAAAAUGAAAGAAUUUCUGCACUUUGGGGAUUGGAAUAGUUAAAACAGAGCAUAGUCCUUGGAGGAAAAACUAUCUUUACCUGAACUGACAGGUCUGGGGCCAAAGAAUGGAGCCAACCACUGAUAAAAGUCAUUGAUUUUAUACUUCAUAUCAUCAUGGCCUCCUCAAAUCCUUUUUGGAAUAAAGCUGGGGACAAAUUUAUUUUCUUUUCUUUGGAUGUUUCUUGUGAGUAUCCAGGACAGAAUUCCCAGAAAGGAAAAGGAAGACGCAUUAGUAAAAAUACUCACGGCAUCUGAUCUUCCCACUUUCACAGUAGUGGGGACUUCAGUCAUGGCCACUUAAAGCUCUCUAUGGUCCUAAGGCCCCUCCCUGGCACAGAGAUGGUAGUAAGAAGGACAUCUCCAGGCUGCCAGCACUCGCCUAUCCAUGCCUAGCAACACAAAAGAAGAAAACAGCAAAUUAAGACUGGGAAAGGGGUCGUAGUCCCUUGUCAAAGCAUGCUCUGUACAGCUCAGCUUAGCUUACAGAUAGCUUGGCAACCUUUUUAUAACCUGGCUUUUGUGCUAUAAUUUACAUUUUUGGCUCAAAUUUGGGAAAUAAAUGCAAUUUCAGUUAAGGGAACAGACGGGAAGUGGGGUGGGGGAUGGCAUAACUCAAUGGACCCAAAUAGAAUUCAAUUCUAAAAUCCUAAAAUCCAUUCUCGGGAUUACCAAAGAAUGAUCUUACUGGUCCUGUCAGGGUUCCUCAUCUCUCUGUGUAAUGGGUCUGAGAGUUAACACAACUAUACUCCUCUGUGAUUCAUGGCUUCUCUCCAUCUAUCCUGACUAUCUGAAGAGGUUAUAGAAAUUCUUGGCUGCUCUGCUCCUUAUCUGCCCUCCAGGACGCAUGUGAUGUAUGCAUCCAGAUGACCAAAAACAGACUAGGGCUUUGAUAAGGUUUUGCAAUAGGCUGAAGUGCUUCAGCUCACAGCUAGGGAACCUUUAAAAACAAAGCUAGCUAUUUUACUCUUUGCUCUUCAUGGAAUACAUCUUGGCUUGAAGUCAGCAAUGAAGUCAGGAGAAAGUUCCCAAAGAUGCUUGAGCAGUUAAAUUUCAUUCUUGCUCCCAUUGAUUUAGACUUCAGGUUUCGAGAAGAGCCUAUUGAAGUGUACAUUAAGGAUAAUUUGCUUAGGCAUAUCUAAUUAAGAUUCAUCUUUGCACCAUUGUUGAAAGAAUCAUGGUUGUCAGAGUAGAUGAGCGUGGAAUCUCUCAGAAAUCCACACCCAUCACAGCAAACAGGUAAGAAGCUGAUGACAGAGAACAUCUAAAUUGCUUUGUUUUAAAAAGCCCCAGGAUGCCAAACAUCCUUCUUCCUUUCUGUUCUCCUCAAGCUCCAGCGGGAGUGUGGGUGUGAGCACUAAGGCAGAUUCACAUGUGCAGAGGGAGGGUUCAGACCCGAUGAAGGGACAGACCUGGAGGUUACCACCAAGUGCUCCUCCAGAAUCACUCAAGUGAUCACAUCCCAAACUGACUGUCAACCUGCAGAAGAAGUCUGUAAGGAAUCCCACUACCGAUGCUUUCCUUUUUUAACUGAAUGGUACAAGAGGAGGAUAGGAUGCAGAGUCUGCAUCCUAGUAUAAUAAUUCACUUUGUAUUUAAUACUUCUACCUUUCUGCAUGGAGUUAUUUGUGCCAACUUUAAAGUCCAUCAUUCUGAGGGAGGCCUUGGAAAACUUCUUUGUAUGUGGAUGUGGAUCUGUAUCUUUGUAGCCAGGCAAACAAAACAAACAAUCAAAAAAAAAAAAAAUAUGGAAGAAUGGCGGGAGGGAAAGAGGGAAAGAGAACCAUCUAGAAGGUGGACCCUUCGAUGUCAUGGAAGGUGGUUGCUGCUUGUAGUCUUUGAAGAACAGCUGAUUCUGCUACUCACAAAGAAGGGUCCAGGACUGCUAAAUGUAGGACCGAGUUUAGGAGACAGGAAAGCUUGCUCUCUUCCUCCCAUCCCUAUCUCCCUUAGCACCAGUCAGCUGGCAAGAUAAAAUCACUAAGACGCACUACUGACCUUUGCAUUGAAUCGAUGUUUCCCUCCUCUAACUUUGGUUUCAACUCAACUGUAGGUCUGCCUUUUCUGCCUACUGGCUUCAUAUUUUAUAGAAUAAUACAGAGGUCCAAGCUGGUUGUUUCUCUCCUUUGAGCUGAAACAAACAGGGGCCACAGAGAGGUGAGUCACGGACGUUUGAGCCAAGGCCUGCUUCCACUUUUGUAGCUCACCUUCAAGAGCUGUUCAUGGCUGACCUUUGAGUCUGUAAUUGUUUUGUUGUUGUUGUUGGUGGUGGUGGUGUUUUUUUUUUCUUAGUUGUUUUUUUGUUUGUAGGAUCUUUCCCCCUCCCCCUUCUUUGUUGUUUUGUUUUGUUUGCACUAAGCGUGACUGCAAUGUGUUGCACUACUGAGCUGUAUUGAGUCGUGACAGGAGAGUGUGUUAGGUAAGGAAAGAAGAACAAGCUAGGAGACCAGUAGCAUCGCAGAGGAGGAGGUGCUUUCUGUUAUUAUUUCUCACAGAGGGAGUGAGAAUCUGUGAAAUUUUUGCCAACUCUUGAUCAAGUCUAGAGAACUGCUAAGCUGGAAAAAAAAACCAUUUUCUUAUUGUAUGGCAGUGGGUUAGUACAGCAAGUGGAGGAUAUUUCAGAAGAAACUUAUCCAAUUUUGUUUCCAACUCAGCUUACAAUAAGAGCCCCAAGAGUGAGGAAGCUGGCUGAUGUGACAUGAAGUCUUCAUCUUGGCUCACAAGAAGACAGAAACUCCCCCACUACAGCAUAUCCCAGUGUGCCUGGGGUCAUAGUGUCUGUGUUCAGAUAUCCUGUCACUCUGAGCAUACUUUUCUAUCAUGGUAAGACCUAGAUCUCUGGGUAACCAAAGAGGAAGGCCAUGCAUGUGGUAGAGCCCUGUGAGGUGGCAUAAGGGAACAGUGCAAUAAACACUGCCCGCCAUGAGGGGAAAGGCUUAUUCUGACACAAGGUAGGCCAACUGGAAAACUGGAGAAAGGGUUGGACAUGUCCUCAGAGUCCACAAGCUGCUCCAUCCUAGACCAUCCUUAAGCAGAGACCUUGAUAUAGUGCCUAAAAGUUAAAAGUUGUUGCUCCCCCCCCCCAACUUUUCUGUGUUCAAUUUACAUUUAUUGCCUUUUUAAAUCUUAGAAGCAAUCGGGGUUGACAGCGCUUUCGUAAUUACUAAUGAGAGGAUCUUGUGCUACCGGAAGAGCAAUAGACUGUGUGGCGACUCAAACAAGUGUGGGGAUGCUGAGGGGCUCCUCCAGAGUCCCGGAUGACAGCUCUUGGAAACCCUUGUUUGCUAAGAAUCACAGCCCUUGUAAACACCUAAUGUUGAGUUUCUUUGAACACUGUCCCACCUGAGGGGAUUCGUUUGGAAAGCUUCCAUUUCAGGCCUCUUUAACAGAGUAUCAAUCUGAUGCUUUCUCCUUCCUCCUUAUGAUAGGUCUCAUUCUACUUUCCCAUGUCAGAGUUUCUUUUUAUAUAUACAAAAGUGCCAGCCUUGCUAGUUUAACCCUACAGAGACCAUUCAGAACUAACUUAAGCAGCAACUUAGGAGAACUCAAAGCAUUAUCUGUAUUUCAAGCAGGCUCCUGAAUCAGAUCUCAUAGCAGAUGCCUGGGAAUGCGUGGUGGGAAAGCACUAACAGGACAUGGAGACACCCAACCAAAGCUAUGAGAGGAAACAGUUGACCUUUAAAACAGUCUCACCUUAACUUUCCUUGAGGCAUUGGGGACAAGUUUUUCUUGAAACUUGCAUAUCCACUCCAGUUCCUUCACCAAAGAUUUUCUUCUCCAGAGCCCAGCCUCCUUUCUCCCAGGCAGAACCAUAACAGGCCUGAGGGUGUCCUUGCAGUGGUCCACAGAGUUCACCUUCUGUUCACAGGGGUAUUUACAGACCUUAUAGUAGAAGGGUUUCCAAACAGUCUGUAUGGAAAACAUACACAGUACUACUUGGCACUGCGAGCUUUGUGAGACUCAUCUGUUGCCUGGAGGCUUGUAGUCAGAAAUAUCCAUGGAAGGGAGAGUGCGAAGUCAUUUAGAGCCAAACAGGACCGCUGGUGAGAGGAUCAUUGGGCAGUAUGAGUCAAGAGCAGAUCAAGGCUCCGUGUGCCCAGGGCCAAUGGCAGUGGCCUAUGAGGAUGUUAGACAACACAUCAAUGGAGUCACAUUCUGAGAAGCUAAAGUGUGGGCUUUGCUGUAAUGGCUGACAUUGUUGAAAUGUUCGUGCCACAGCAAGGGAACUACUUGGAAGUAGACCUGUUGUGAUAGUGCCUUCUUGUUGUAGCAAGUCAUUUAUUCAGUUAGGCUUUUCUGGACCAUUGCCCCCAUCUUCUGAAGAGGUCUGAGAUGAAGGGAUAGGACACUGCCCCUGAAAUGCUGUGAUUUGAAGAUAUUUGCACUAGAUUCUAUCCUCUCCUUUAAACUGGAGCAACUGAAUGAGAGGGGAAAAAUUAACAAGGACAGCUCAAAAUGAAAAGAAACCCAAAGUAAUGUGUUCUGAUAACAUUAUCUCCCCUCACUGCUACAUCUUUCCUCCCCCCUUCCUCCCUUCCCUCCUAGAUCUACUUUUUUUUCCUUCCUCUUAAAGGAAACUUCCAUUUUCUUAUUACCAAAUCCAACAAUUACUUCUCUUUGUUUCUCCCCAGUACUGAAUCAUAAGCUUAUUAAUCACUCAUGAGCUAGGAAUAUCUAGUAAAGAGCCUCUGCCUUGACAGUGUUGCUGGCCUUCUCUGUCCAUCACGGGUGAACAACGAGGGGUAAUAGGGAGACUAGACUGGCCCAGCUCUUAUGGAAGCCAGAGUCUGGAUUUCACACCUAUAAGGAGAUGACACCUAUUUACCCAGAACACAUAGUCUGCAGCUCAUCUUAAAAGACGCUUAGGAACAAAAGGAAGUUCCUGUGUUACAGCAAACAGAUGCGGUAGUACCCAAAGCUUACCUGUCUCUUCUCUCUCCUCUCUUCCGUCUUACUGCCAUGUCCUCUCAACGAGACUUAAACUUCAUCUCAUGAAUGGCACCAGAAGAACUAUUUGACUCCUUGGCUUCUCUCUUUUUCAGUAGGCUGGUAGCUCAUUCAAAAUUAAAACCAAGCAAAUACUAUUAGUGGCUAGCCCCCUGAGGGCUGAACAAUUUCCCAAGUGUCUUGAUGAUCCCAAUAUCUUGAUAAUCAACUCUGAUAACUUGGAAGUUUUGGCUGGCUCAGACAUCUGUCAACUUUAUUUUCAUUUUGUCUCCAUUUCCAUUUGAAUCUUAAGUGAGAGUGGAAAGGUAGAAUCAUGGGAAAGAUUGUGAGGCUGCAAUUCUAGGGUAGAGUUUGUCAGAAGUUUGUAUUAUCCCAAAUAGAAAUUUCUAUACUUACUUUCAAUUUAAUGUUACCCUGAAUAUAAUUUCUAUUACAUUUAUUGUUAUUUUUAUAAAAAUAGAGUUCAAUUACUAUGUCUAGUUGAGUGCUCUCUUUUCUAUUUUCCCACAUGGAUGCAGUACCAACCUGUUACCUAAAUAUCUUUUUAUUAUAUUGUUAAUAUGUAAUUCUACUGUAGACCAAAAAUAUAAAAACAAAUUUGCUCAUUUUAAACAUAUACAGACUCUAAUGAGUAAAGAUGAGGAGAAAAGACCAGAGAGCAGUGGUUGACUAUGUUGUUAGAAAUCAAAGAGUAGCCUUACCUAUUUUUAACCAGUGCUUGCCGUCACACCAUAGUUAGGACUAUGUUAGCAUGGCUUCUUCAUGCUUACGUUCUGCAAGCCUUGUCUGUCUGUUUCCUUUGAUGUGUUCGAGGUUGCACAAUGAUGCUAUUGUUUUUUUCUUUUGGUAAUGCCUGAUUUUAUUAUAAUGUACUUUAUCAGUCAUUUCCUUUAGAAGAAUGAGGGGGAAAGUUUUAUUUCUUCUUUUAAUUUAAAUUUUGUUUAAUGCACUGGAAAUAAAAUUGGACACAUUUCACUGUUUAAAAAUCAGAAACGAAACAAAACAAAACCCCGAAGAAAAAACCAGCAAACAAGUAAGUAAUAGGAUACACACACAUACAAAAAAGCUAUGAAAAAUAUUCUGUUCAUACAAAAUAUAGGCUAUAUCUCACAUGAGAGAUAAAUACUGUCAAGUAAUAAAAAGACAUUGUCAACUACAGUGCUGAAAACUAUAAGAGGAACCUAGGUGUACAGUGUGUGGGGAAAACUACGAAUCCUUUCUGAGGCGAGAUCUUUCCAUUGUUCCAAUAAAAACCUAAGCAAGUUGAAUGUGGAAGUCGGUAAGUAGGGAGCACCCCGCCUUCUUUACACCAGCGGACCUCUGGGUUACUUUCUACCAUGGGUCUCAGCCACAUACACAUACACACGCACGCACUCAUGUGCACACACUCAAUACUUGAGAAGGAUUUGUGAAAAUGUACAUACCCAGUACACAGAUGUACACAGUGCUCUGACAGCCCUCAAGCUCUUCUGAGGCUUAGCAGUGAUGGGUCCACAACAUGGAAUACUGAAAGGGAUUCACUGAGAUCUACGUGUGCUAAUAAAGUGCUUGAAGCCAGCCUGGUCUCUUCCCCAGCAUCCCCUAGUCCAAGGCCAGCUGCCACACACACAUGGACAGAGAAAGGCGAGACACCGGUUACUUCUCCUAGCCAACUGGCUCAUUAUUAUUUGCUGAAUAUUUGCUGGAUUUUUCUGGUUUUGUUCUGUUUUAGAAUGGGGUGGGAGUGGAUGUUAUGUCACAAUCCUAAUACAGUAAAGUUUUGCAUCUUCCAUAUCUUAUGCAAAAACAGACAUUUAAAUCAAUAAAUAGUUGUGCCCUAGACUGAAAGUUAAUGUUUAGGAGAGGGAAAAAUUGUUGGAAUUUUUUCUACAUUUUUUUGUGAAGAAUCUUUUUUGGAAAGGAAGGAUACAUAUUUUUGUUGUGUAAUAUUUUCUAUUUUUGAAUGCAUUUUAUUGGUACAAGACUGUUUUUUUGGUGAAGACAUUAUUUAAAAAAAGAAAAAAAGAAAAAAACUAAUCGAAAAGUUUGCCCUUAAGGAUAUGCUGCAGUUUUGAGAUUAAAAAAUAAUAACUGAUUCAAGAUGCGUGUUAAAAGUUGGGAUUAUAUUGUUGUUUUUGUAAUUGUUACAAGAAGAAGUUUGUACCCACUGCUGUUUAUUUUGUUUCAGAUGAGUAAGUAAAGGGAUUGUUCUUGUUUUAUUCUUUUUUUAGAGAAAAAAGCUAUUUAUGAAAUGUCAAAAACACUGGACUGUGAGUUUAAGUGUGGAAGCAUUUUACCACCCUGUGUCUUCAACCAAUUAUGGGAAACCUUUUCUCUCCCCCCCUGCCUUAGCCUUGCCAAAUGAGGAAAACGUAACAGCUCUCAGAUGACGGAAGUCACCGAAGCCCUGCUUUAAUUUUUAUGGUCUGAAAAAGUCGGAAAACCAAAGUUAAAUUUGUUUCUGAAAUCCCGCUGUCUAUAGCCCCUUUUUUGUACAACACAGCCGGCUGGCUCUGCCUCUCUAUCUUGGAUCAUUGCCUUCUUAGGAACGUGGGGCCAGCUCUGCCAAGAGGCGUGAAGGUGGCGAGGUCACAGGAAGUGAGGUGUGAGGGGGACCCCUAGGGCCCCGGAGCUUCUCCAUCCAGAGGCGAGGCUGCCAAGAGCACACACAGCUAACAGUGCCUGGCGGGGUCGCCCCUGUCCCCCUCACCUUCUGCUUCGAAGACCCUCCAGUUACCGUGGCUCUGCCUUUCUCAGCAGCCCACGUUCCGUGGAUGGGAGGGGGUGGGAUCCAAGCAGAAAACACGGCUGUGGGCGCUGCGAAGGCCCCGGCCCUCAGGAGGUAAAGCAAGGGACCACUCAGCACAAGGGCUCUUGCUGCCCGCCUCCUCUUUGACUCUGUGGAUCGUCCAUCCAUCUGCUCACUGUGAAGAUGGAGAGGCAGUGCGCCCUGAGGCUGUUCAAUAGCUUUUCCAUAUUUUUUCAACAUUGAAAAAAUAAUUUUUAAAAACUGUGAUAUUUAAAAAAAAAAAAAUCAUUUGGCUGGAGGGAAGGGAAAAGGGAAACACCAAAAGCUGUAACAUGAUUAACUGGAGAUAUUUAUAACUGGGGCACUUUCCAGACCAAGACAAAUGAAUUGUUUUCUGGACCCGAAAGCAGCCAAAUUUUAAGACUGUCAGUGACAAAAAGCUGAAGAGAGGCCUCCAUUUCUCCUCCUUUCUUCUUUCUGUCCCAAAUUCUCUCAUUUUCUCUUCUAGCUUCUCUUGGUAACUGUCCAAUGGACUUCAUACUUCAUGCAAAAUCCCGCGCAUGCACGCGAGCGCGCACGCAUGCGCGUGUACACACACACACACACACACACACACACACACACACACACACAAGCAAAAAAAAAAACUAUUUUUCUUAAGGAUUGUGGGACUAAAUUUAAAGUCAUGUGCCUUCAUUUUUUUCCCUUUUAUAGUUAAAUGAACCUCUUCCUUUUUUACAAUGUGUUGGGUUUUGUUUUGUUUUUAGUAGAAGGGGAAGGUUAAAGUGUUUGUGGAAGAGAGGAUUUUUAGGCAUCAACUGGGAGAUUUUUUUAGCAUAUUCCCCCACUAAAUAUUAAACACAAACAUCUCAAUCCCUCCACGUGUCACUGUGCACACUUAGAGCAUCAAGGAAUCAGAAUCCGACAGCCUAAUCCACUUGAUUUUAGAGAAGUUCCUGAAAUUUCUAUUUCCUAGACUUUUUUAUUGUUCUUAUUUUAUCACAGUGAGGUGAGCAAGGCAAGUUGCCUCGUUCUCCCAACUCGGUGCUUCUGCUUGUGGGGUGGGGGUGGGGCGGUAUAGACAAGGGUGCACUCCUAAAGCUCUCUGGUGCUGAAGGGCCUCAAGGUUGAGUUUCUUUCAGAAAAUGUGUAUGGCACACUCUCAAGUGCACACGUGAACGGUGUCAUGCGCACUAUUUUUAAAGGACAAGGGAAGGGGCUCUGAAGUGGGUUUUGCUUUCUCUCAUGACAUUUGAUUUCCCUGGUGCCUUAUUCCUAUUCUAUGCUGGCACUCACAUGCCCACAGGAACACACGCUGAUGUCAGCCCCAGGAGUGAGGACCUCUAGGUGACAGUUGAGCAUGUGGGGACCAUCGGAUAUUGGGGUCAGUUGGUAGGGGAGGAACUAGAUGGCUGAAAAUACACAGGGACUGCACAAGCCCAUCACAGUCAAGAUUAGUAAUGCUCAUAUGUGAGUAUGUGCAAUACAUGCACACACAAACACACACACAGACACACACAGAGAUGCACACACAAACACCAAAUACACUCUUCUUCCUCUGAACAUUGCUUCCUUCUUCAUUUCCUGUCUUUGCCUUCUCAUAAAGGUGCUGCUUGCUGCUGCUGCUGAGGUGCCCGGAGUCCAGAAUGCCCAGUAAUCACUCAGGCACAAGCCUGGCACUGCCACGUUCAGUCCUUGGCAAGACCAAACCCUGGUUUCUCUUGCCUGGGGCUGAAAACCGUCAGAUUUUUCUCAUCAAAAAAAAAAAAAAAAAGUUAUCCAAGGAAUCAGUGGAUUAUAGUUACUCUGCAUUAAAAAUGCACUUUAAAAAUAAAUAAAAGCUCCAGACUGUUUAAAACACACAGAGGGAACAGGAGAAAGAUAAACGUGCUAGUGUCUGAACCCAGUUCAGCAUAUCUCCAGUUGAAACAGUAUACACUAUAUUAUGUAUAAAUGUAUACACACUUCUAUAUAUGUCCACAUAUAUGCGGUGUGUGUAUUAUACAGGUAUAGGUGUGUGUGCACGCACACAGGUGCACAUAGCAUAUCAAGUGUUCAUUACAAAUCCAGAUGCUCAUUUCACAAACAGCAGCAGAGGAAACAAGGUUGGACUCUUGCAGCAGAUCACAAAACAAUAAAAACAGCCACUUGCGGUGACGCUGGUCACUGCUGUGUGUUCAUAAGGAAUGGAUUGUAACAAAGGAAAACAAGGAGCAGUGUUAGCAAUUGAGGAAAACUGGGACAGACCAUCUUGAUCCAAUGGGAAUGCAGUAAUGUUCUCUACCAUUUCAUCCGUUCUUUCUGUUAGUCGUGACGAUUUGAUUUUCAUUUUUGCCUAUUAAAAAUGGUUUAGAUUCAAGUGACCACAUCCAAGUGAACAAAACAACCACAGUGAAAGUCCUUUUCAGUAGGAAGAUGUCAGAAAACUCAAAACCCUUGGCCUGGCUCAGAACUACCAUGUGCAAACCAGAACUCUCUCAACGUUUGAAAUAAAAACUUUAAAACUCUUUUUGAAGCACCUUAACGUGGCCAUCCAUUUGACAAGUGGGUGCCACCUUUUUCUUUGAGCACCUUAUUGACGUAUUUUGCUAUCUGCUGUCUUCUGUUACUGUUGGCUGAAUAGCUAGCUGUUAACACACACACAUGUGCACAGACCAGACAUCUGAGCAUGCGUGUUCUCAAUGACGUUUACCGUGGUGACUGCUGGAAGGUGAACUCAUUUUCUGAUUUGCCCACCACAGUGUUGUGAUAAGACUCGAAGAAACCCUGCCCUGCACGGAAAAAUGUCCCUUAUCACGUUGUAUAUUAGGGUGGGAAGGAAUAUGGUCCCCUUUUUGCAAUUGCUACUGUGUAUACAUACACAUGCACACACACACACACACACACACACACACACACACACACACACACACACACUGUAUAUUCAGACAUGAUGUACACACACAAACAUAACUCAUUUGUCCAAGUGAUAUUUCAGAUGUUUCUGUGGGUGUCACACACCAUGUGCAGUUUUCCACUUCCCAGAGAAUUUUGAGUGGAGGGUAACUUUUCAGACUGAUGAACGGGGCACUGAGGAAGAGUUUGAAGUGGGAGGCAAGAAAGGAGAGAGCAUUAAGUCAAAAGAAUAAUUUCCCAAGAGAAGCUGGAGGAAUGGCUGUCCUUGCAGGUGGGUGUGGAACACUGCUGUCUCAGUCUGCACUGUAGAAAUCCAUGCACACAUCAACACACACACACACACACACACACACACACAUACACACAUCCCCCCACAGGGGCGUGGUCUGGGAUGAGCAGGUCAAUAGUUUUGAGAGGGAGUUUGUUCCUUUUUUUUCUCUCAUUAUACUCUUGUCAGUUAUUAAACAAACAAACAGAAAAAAAUUGUUUUGAAAAACCUUGCGUACGCCUUUUCUAUCAAGUGCUUUAAAAUAUAGACUAAAUACACACAUCCUGCCAGUUUUUCUUACAGUGACAGUACCCUUACCUGCCAUUUAAUAUUAGCCUCGUAUUUUUCUCACGUAUAUUUACCUGUGACUUGUAUUUGUUAUUUAAACAGGAAAAAAUUUCAAAAAAAAGAAAAAUUAACUGUAGCGCUUCAUUAUACUAUUAUAUUAUUAUUAUUGUGACAUUUUGGAAUACUGUGAAGUUUUAUCUCUUGCAUAUACUUUAUACAGAAGUAUUACGCCUUAAAAAUACGAAAAUAAAUUUUACAAGGUUUCUGUUUUGUGUGGAAGAGUAAUUGAUGUUGCUAAGAAUGAUGUUUGUUUUUUGGGGUUUUUGUUGUUUUUUUUUUUAAAUGUUACCAGCACUUUUUUUGUAAGUUUCACUUUCUGAGGUAUUGUACAAGUUCACACUGUUUGUGAAGUUUGAAUAUGAAGGAAUAAUUAAAAAAAAAAAAAAAA